Penicillium cinerascens is the source of this 1335-nucleotide messenger RNA. RefSeq names its product phosphatidate cytidylyltransferase (gene cds1). Bases 1 to 1335 code for a protein of 444 amino acids. Gene Ontology annotation, cellular component: endoplasmic reticulum membrane. The record is from RefSeq and is a predicted model, not a curated record. NCBI's taxonomy places the organism in Eukaryota, Fungi, Ascomycota, Eurotiomycetes, Eurotiales, Aspergillaceae. Gene Ontology annotation, molecular function: phosphatidate cytidylyltransferase activity. The transcript has 4 exons.
AUGCCUCGUCGCAAUAUUAGGUUCAAUCACCAAAAAGGUGAGCGGCGGGCGAGCGUGUCCUCCGAGGUCAGCGAUGUAGCCUCGGAACCCUCCAUCGCCAGCAACGGCCGCGUCUCUCAGCCGACCACAAUCCCCGAAGAGAAAUCUGCUCAAUCCGAAUACGAGAAAAAGAAACAGACCUUCAUUACCCGCACGAUAUGGACCUUCGUGAUGAUUGCCGGCUUUUUCAUCGCUAUGUUCUCUGGUCACAUCUACAUCAUCGGGCUUGUAACUGCCAUCCAGAUCGUCUCGUUCAAGGAAGUUAUUGCUAUCGCCAACGUCCCUAGCAGGCAGAAGAACCUCCGCUUCACCAAGUCCCUGAACUGGUACUUCCUCGCGACGACCAUGUACUUCCUAUACGGGGAGAGCGUCAUCUACUAUUUCAAGCACAUUCUGCUCGUGGAUAAGGUUUUGCUGCCUUUGGCAACUCAUCACCGCUUUAUCAGCUUUACUCUCUACGUCAUGGGCUUCGUGUUCUUCGUCGGAUCGCUGCAAAAAGGACACUAUCGGUUCCAGUUCACCCAGUUUGCUUGGACUCACAUGGCGCUGUACCUGAUUGUUGUCCAGGCUCACUUUGUGAUGAACAACAUUUUCGAGGGCAUGAUCUGGUUCUUCCUCCCCGCUGCGCUGGUCAUCACCAACGAUAUCUUCGCCUAUGUCUGUGGUAUUACAUUUGGACGUACUCAGCUGAUCCAGCUGUCUCCCAAGAAAACCGUUGAGGGUUUCCUUGGCGCGUGGAUGUGCACCAUCAUCUUCGGUUAUUUCUUGACUAACUGGCUGAUGCGGUACAAGUACUUCAUCUGCCCUGUCAAUGACCUGGGAGCAAAUGUCCUGACGGGCCUCGAGUGCGUGCCCAACAAGGUGUUCAUCCCCCAGCCCUACUCGCUCGAUAUGUUCGGCCUGGACAAGACUUUCUUCGUCGCCCCUAUCCAGUUCCACAUUCUUUGCUUCGCUACAUUCGCCUCUCUUAUCGCUCCCUUCGGUGGAUUCUUUGCUUCCGGUCUGAAGCGUACUUUCAAGAUCAAGGACUUCGGCGAGUCGAUCCCGGGCCACGGUGGUAUCACCGAUCGCAUGGACUGCCAAUUCAUCAUGGGAUUCUUCGCCUUCAUGUACUACCACAGCUUCAUUGCUGUGUACAAGGCCACUGUGGGUGACGUGAUCGAGGUUGCCAUCAACGGCCUGACCCCCGAGGAGCAAAUCGAUGUUGUUCGGGGCCUCAGCAAGUACCUGGUGAACCAAGGCGCUGCUACGGAAUCGCUCCUUGACUGCCUUGCUACUGAGCUCAAGCGCCGAUAA